GAGAAAGAGAAAGGGAGUGAGAGAGAGUGAGCGAGAGAGAGUAAGAGAGAGAGGGAGAGAAAGGGAGUGAGAGAGAGAGAGAUAGAGAGAGUGAGCGAGAGAGAGAGUAAGAGAGAGAGAGUGAGAGAGGGAGUGAGAGAGGGAGUGGGCCGGUGGAGAAGGUGGAGACAGUGUCAAACUGUGAGGGGAAACUAGAUGAGGGCAGAGAAGCAGCAGAGGGAGGGAGAAGAAGAAGAGCUAUCAUUCCUCUAGCACGCUGAGAGAAACCAGUGAGGAGCUUUCCUUAUGAGCACCAGCAAAGCAGAAAUUCACUCUCGCUCUCUGCCAGAGUGAGAGGGGGAGAGCGAGAGAGUAAACGAGAGAGAGCUACACUACUCCACCGCUGACGUUGUGAACACAACGAGGAGAGAGGAGAGAGGAGAGAGGGAGAGAGAGGCAGAGAAGCACAAGACUAGCCACAGGGAGGGAGAGAGAGACAGGACGGAGGAGAGACAGAGUGGAGGGAGGGAAGAGGAGGAUGAGGGAGGAGUGGAGAGAGAAGACAGACGCUGAUCUUUGACUGUUGAGGACCGAGUGCGAGUGUGUGAGCGUGAAGGAGUGUGCUUGUGAGACUGGGUGUGAUGGAUCACUGUUCCUGCACACUGUAAGUCUCAGUGCAUGGCAGGGCAUUUAGAGUGUGUGAGUUUGGUUUCAUUGUGUUGGGUGGUGUUUUAUCAGACAUAGCACAGUGGCUGAGGGAUUACGACAGCUGGGGAGAGAGUGUGUUGUGGUAGCGAGGAGGGGCAGCUGUGUGUGUGUGUUUGUCUGUGUGAAAGAAGCAGGGCAGCUGGAGACAGAGAUAGGUAGAGAGGCCAGGUACACCUAGAGGGCAGGUUCACAAAGAGAGAGAAUCCACGUGAGGACAGAACAAGUGAAAACAGGGACACCAACUCUUCCACCAGAUACAGAGUUUGUAUGUGUGCGUCUGCACAGCGGCAUACAGAGAAGCACCGGUCCAGUCAUCUCAGGUCAGCGCAGCGGAGGUCCAGGGAUGUCCAUCAGGCAGCUAAGGGGGCCCAGUGAGCUGUAAUAGAGGACGCCCUCGGCCCCCAGUCCCACCCAGCAGCAGCGCUCUCUCUUCCCCUCCGGUGGGUAGACGCACGUGGGCCUAGGGCACCUCAAAGCCCAGAGUGAGGGCCAACAGCGGGGUUCCUGUACCCAGAGGAGUAACCACGGCCAUCAUGGGGGAGUGGACCAUCCUGGAGCGCCUUCUGGAGGCUGCCGUCCAGCAGCAUUCCACCAUGAUCGGAAGGAUUCUUCUGACCGUGGUGGUGAUCUUUCGGAUCCUGAUCGUGGCCAUCGUUGGCGAGACGGUGUACGAGGACGAGCAGACCAUGUUCAUCUGCAACACCCUGCAGCCGGGCUGCAACCAGGCCUGCUACGACAAGGCCUUCCCCAUCUCCCACAUCCGCUACUGGGUCUUCCAGAUCAUUCUGGUGUGUACGCCCAGCCUGUGCUUCAUCACCUACUCUGUGCACCAGUCGGCCAAGCAGCGUGACAGACGCUACUCCUUCCUCUACCCGCUGCUGGAGCGUUCGGAUUACGGGCAAAGCGGCACCAGGAAGCUUCGCAACAUCAACGGCAUCCUGGUGCACCACGGCGACGGUGGCGGGAAGGACGAGCAUGACUGCAUGGAGGUCAAGGAGAUCCCCAAUGUGCCGCGGGGGCUCACGCAUGGCAAGAAGUCCAAGCAGCGCCAGCAGGAGGGCAUCUCGCGCUUCUACAUAAUCCAGGUGGUGUUCCGUAAUGCAUUGGAGAUCGGCUUUCUGGUGGGACAGUACUUCCUAUACGGCUUCAGCGUGCCGGGCAUCUUCGAGUGCGACCGUUACCCCUGCUUGAAGGAGGUGGAGUGCUACGUGUCGCGGCCCACCGAGAAAACGGUCUUCCUGGUCUUCAUGUUCGCUGUGAGUGGCAUCUGCGUGCUGCUCAACCUGGCAGAGCUCAACCACCUGGGCUGGAAGAAAAUCAAGGCAGCCAUCCGGGGAGUGCAGGCCCGCCGGAAGUCCAUCUGCGAGAUCCGGAAGAAGGACAUGUCUCACCUGUCACAGCCCCCCAACAUGGGCAGGACCCAGUCCAGCGAGUCCGCCUACGUCUGAUGGAGACAGGGCUAAAUGCUGGGUAAGUGAGGGGGCAGGGUAGGGAACAAGUGGGACGACCACUCCAUUCCGCUCUCUCUUUUUAGUUUUAAUGGAAAGAGGAGGAGGAGGAGGGGAAGCUGCCACGGAAUAUUUGGUGCAUUUUUUUAUUACUUUAUUACCAGCUGCACCUGUUCUUGUCAUACCUUGUCAUGUGAAUGAUGUUUUGAUUGGGACGUUCCCAAUGGAAACGGGAGCCUUUAAGGAGAGGCUUCUGGCUGUUGUAGGGUUUUCGGGCCAGGGACGGUGAAGGGGACCGAGGGGUUGACUAUGUCAUGGUGCUGUUCUGGCUUAUUUCAUCCAUGAUGAAGAGAGCAGGAGGGGUCGUUAACAGAGAAAGAGAGGAAGAGCUGUCGCAACGAUGAUCGACUCUCCACAAGCAGCGUACAGGGAGUCAACUUUCUAGCCUCUCUUUCCUGCUGUGGAGAGAGAAUGAUGUUCCUCUCAAGCUAGUCUCCAGAGAUUACGAUGACAGAGAGAGACAGUGUUCGGGAGUCCUGGAGCUGGUGCCAGAAGAAGCUGCUGUUUACGUUUUGUCUCCUGGCAAACAAUUAUUAACACAAACACCAUGAAGGAAUAUUGAAAACAUUUUUCCUCCACUUAUCCACUGCUGGCACCUGCACCGUUGAGACUGAGGGUGGAUGACAGUAAUGUCUUCUUGUCCUCUUCUCCUCCGUGUAAUCUUUAGAGAGGAACCCAAGGAGGCCACGCAUAAACGACACCUCCACAGUCACAAACCGUUCCCCUCCACACAAAAACACCCCUGCGCCGAGCUUCUCUCUCCAGCAUUCCAAUGUAUUGCGUGUGUUUGUGACUAACUGAAAGAAAGAGAAAAAUAAAGUGAAAGAGAGAAAUAGGAGAGUAGAAGAGGAACCUUCUCCUUGCACUCUCGACGGAGAGGAACCAGAUCAUUUUAUUACUAAUUUAAAUGUUUACGAUAUCAUUAUUAUGAGUUGAUUUAUUCCUUUCGUGAUGAAGUUGGUACCAGCCUUUGGAUUUACUUCUUAUUUGAAAGU
This is a messenger RNA of Oncorhynchus keta (chum salmon), 3190 nucleotides long. RefSeq names its product gap junction delta-2 protein-like. The transcript has 2 exons. NCBI's taxonomy places the organism in Eukaryota, Metazoa, Chordata, Actinopteri, Salmoniformes, Salmonidae. Gene Ontology annotation, biological process: cell communication. The coding region runs from base 1221 to 2135 and encodes 304 amino acids. Gene Ontology annotation, cellular component: connexin complex. The record is from RefSeq and is a predicted model, not a curated record.